AUAGAAGCACUGAACUUUGCCUUCACUUGUCUGAAGUUAGAGUGACUGCUCUUUCCUAAAGUAUGUAGCUGCAACAGAAGCAGGCAGUUAAAAGCCCUAUGUGUGAACUCUGGUUUGACAGGCACUAUGGGUAACUUCAAGUACUUGUGUGUGGACUUCCUUUUCACUUGCCUGGGUCUGGUGUUCCUACUGCUGGACAUAGUGCUGGAUAUAUUGGCCGCUGUGUCUUUCUACCAGGAAAAGGCCUACGUGUGCCUAUCUAUGCUGGUGCUGUUUCUCGUAGUCUCGUCUGUUCUUGUGCAGGCCUUCAGCUGGCUGUGGUACAGCUACGAGGACUUUCAGAGGUGGACAAAAGUUGAGAAAUACCUGAGUCUGACACAGCUCAAGCUUCUCCAUGUGCUGCAGCUGGGAAUCUACUUCAGGCACGCAGGUGUCGUGGAGGUCUCUGUACAAAGCCUUACCUUGAAGCCCAGUUCCUCUGAGGGUCUCGCAGUGUUCCUGAGCCAUGACCUCAGCAUGCUGCGGCUCAUAGAGACGUUUUCAGAGAGCGCCCCUCAGCUCGUCCUCAUGCUCACUAUUUUUCUGCAGCAGGGCCAGCUCGAUGUUGUGACAGUGUUGAAGGCCAUUGGGUCAGCCUCCGCCAUCGCCUUCACUGUGACCACGUACCACCGCUCCCUGCGCUCCUUCCUGCCUGACAAGGAGAAGCAGGAGAUGUCCUCAUCUGUGGUCUACUUUAUCUGGAACCUGUUACUCAUCUCGUCUCGCCUCACCGCCCUCGCCCUUUUCGCCUCCGUGUUGCCCUGCUUCAUCUUCACCCACUUCUUUUGCUCAUGGUUGGUUUUAUUCUUCUUUGCCUGGCAAGCUAAGACUGACUUCAUGGACAGCCCUCUCGGAGAAUGGCUUUACCGAGCCACCAUAGGCCUCAUUUGGUAUUUUCACUGGUUUAAUGUUGUAGACGGGAGGACGAGGGACAGGACUCUGCUCUAUCAUGGGUACAUACUGCUUGAUAUUUGCUUCCUCUGCGGUCUGUGGUGCUGGAAGAUAAGAACAGAAAUGACAGAAUUUUAUGUAAUAGGCUUAGCUGUCAGUGUUGUUGUAGUUUACAUCCUUGGUCUUUUAUUUAAAAUACUGUAUUACAGAUGCUACCAUCCAAAUCUUUCCAAAGAGCAGUUGAAAGGGGGCACCCCUGAACAGGCCUUUGCUGCAGAUGAGACGGACUUUCCUUUCAUUGUGGCCAUAAUAAUGAAUGGUGACACAGACAUCUCAGAUCGCAGCCUUCCCAGCCCACCAGCUCCAGAUAUCAAACUCAAUAAAAGAAUGAGGAAGUUGGCCGAGAACUUCUACUCCUGACCUGCAUCACUUGACAUCAAUCAGACAUGGAGGUUAGCAAGAGCCUGAGUCAUGCAGCCGAACUAAUCAACAUCAUGGGGUUGUGUGGGAUAUAUGGCUAUGACCUGUUGCCUUUUAGUCACAACCUCACGGGACCCAAGAAAAUAGUUGUAUUCUCGUAAGCACUUCAUUCAUUGUAUUAACGGUUGGUGGUGCCGCGUACCAAAGAACACAAAGCUGCCAAUAAUUAUUUAAUCAAUUUUCUUUUUAAAGUAUAGGUUUACAUUUCACACAAGUCUGUCUUAAAGCGAUACUUACAUGCUCGUAUGUACAGUGAAAUUGUUUUUGGUCGCUGUUUGGUUCUCCUGCCCCUACUGGCUGUGAAGACAUCCAUUUUGAAUGGUUUUCCAAUGUGAGAAAUGGGGUACAAAACCAACAGUCCUCUUUCUUUGGGGGGUGCUUUUUAACCUUUAAUUGGAAAGGAGAGUCGAGGAGAGACAGGACAUUUGGUAGAGAGAGACUGGUGUUGACAUGCAGCAAAGGGCCUCAGGGUUCGAACCCGGGCCACUGAGACGAGGACUCAGUCUUCAUAUAUGGGGUGUGCACACCAAAAUUUAAGGGAGUGGGUGGGGAGGCCCUCCCCAGCUUUAUUAACAUUUUCAGUGGACCUUCACCUUGACCCUCCCGACUAUGAGCUCAAAAUACAGUAUUGAAAUAGUACAAGUUGUUUACAUUUUUUACAUUUAUGGUUGUUUACCAUUUAAACUUUAAAUCCUUUAAAGAUUUUCAUGGAACCCCAUUUUAGUAUUUAUGACAGGCCUAUUAGCUAUUAAAUGUAUUUACAUUCAGUAAUUAUCUCUGUUUGGUAGGUUUUAGUGGUGGUCUGCCUACCUAUGCAUGAGGGACUCAGGAAAUGAUGCACAAAUGGAAUUGAGCAUUAUAGUUUGUAAUUUUAUCUCAUUAAUAUCCGCCUCACUAUUUACUGUUGACUCUCAACAGUAAGUUACUGCUUUUAUUGUGAAGCAGUCACAGGAAACAAAGUAUUUUUCACCAAAAUUAAGGUUCAUAUUUGCUCCGUCUCGCAUUCACUUUUCUCAAAGCUUAAGGAGGGAUGUAUUCAAGCAUACCUUUCCUGAUUCGCUGAGUUCACCUUUGUUCAAACUGAUUUUUAGCGACCAAUAACUCUUUCCAUGUACAUAUGGAAAAGUAUUGUAUUAGAUAAAAAUUUCCUUUAAAGGUGGGGUAAAGCUAUUCUAAUCCAACCCAAUAUGUCAAAUUCAGUGAAUAUCUCCUCACGUUCUGCUAGUUCUGUGUGUGCGCUGAAAAAUAAAAAGGUGUUUGUACACAGCCCAACA
Messenger RNA from Micropterus salmoides (largemouth bass), 2684 nucleotides. Its product is annotated as XK-related protein 8-like. Bases 127 to 1350 code for a protein of 407 amino acids. Lineage: Eukaryota; Metazoa; Chordata; Actinopteri; Centrarchiformes; Centrarchidae. The record is from RefSeq and is a predicted model, not a curated record. Gene Ontology annotation, biological process: apoptotic process involved in development; engulfment of apoptotic cell; phosphatidylserine exposure on apoptotic cell surface. Gene Ontology annotation, cellular component: plasma membrane. The transcript has 3 exons.